Owenia fusiformis is the source of this 1096-nucleotide messenger RNA. The record is from the annotation of a GenBank genome assembly. NCBI's taxonomy places the organism in Eukaryota, Metazoa, Annelida, Polychaeta, Sabellida, Oweniidae.
GUAAACUGUACAUCACUACAAUAGUACCAAAAUAAUAUUGCUUAUUCACGAAGGCAAUGUGGAAGUAAUUGUAAAUAAAUUUGCCCACAGAAUCUAGAAAUGGCCACACAAAAAGGGAAUCCAGUGUUUCUUCGAGGAGUUGAUGAUGAUGAUGAUGAAACAUGGGACGACACUGCCCUGAUCAAAGCAUAUGAUAAUGCAAUAUCUUCAAUGAAGGCCCAGAUGUUUGGAGAAUCUCAUGAUGAUGCCACAGAGAAGAACUCUUCAAAAAGAAAACAUAAAAAGAAUAAACGGAAACAGAGACAACAAAAACAGACAAGCAAAAAACAGGAGUGGAGUGUAGGAGAUCUAUGCCAAGCAGUGUUCAGUGAGGAUGGGAGUGUUUAUGAUGCUGUCAUCAAGGACAUUGAUGAAUCUACUGGAACUUGUACUGUUCUUUACAUUGGCUAUGGAAAUGAAGAGGAACAAGUGUUGGACGAUCUAACUGUAAAAGAAGAAAAAGAAAAACACAAGUCCAGUCAUAGACAAAGACAUCACUCUGUUACAUCUGAGGAGAGCACUAACUCCAAACAGUCCAACAACCAACAAACACCAUCCCGACCCCCUUUCUCCUGGUCAGGUGCGCCAUCUAGUGGUACAAUGCCCCCUCCACCCCCACCUUUCAACAUGCCAGCAGCAGCAGGUUAUGGUGCUCCCAGCAUGCCUCCUCCUCCAGUCUUCCCAGGGUGGCCUGGGACUGCAGUACCUCCACGAUUACCCAGCAUUCCUCCUCCUCCCAUGAUGCCAUUAAUGUCUGACCUCUCUCAGGAUGAUACUGAAGCUUUGUGCAGUAUGCUGAUGUCAUGGUAUAUGAGUGGUUACCAUACGGGUUACUAUCAGGGACUAAAAGAAGAUCGAACUGCCAAAAAUAUUCAUCAAACCAAUAAACAUGGAACUAGAUAGCAUUAGAUAUUCAGGGCUCAUCUUAAAGUGUGCCUGUACAACAUUAUAAUUGUAAUACAGUUAAUAUGUGCUCUUAUUGUACAUAUGCAUUCACAACCCCCCGGUCACAACCAGUAUGCAACAUUGUACAUCAUAAGAACUAUCAUAAGGACAU